Messenger RNA from Magnolia sinica, 531 nucleotides. RefSeq lists its product as uncharacterized. Lineage: Eukaryota; Viridiplantae; Streptophyta; Magnoliopsida; Magnoliales; Magnoliaceae. Bases 1 to 516 code for a protein of 171 amino acids. Gene Ontology annotation, molecular function: nucleic acid binding; zinc ion binding. The record is from RefSeq and is a predicted model, not a curated record. The transcript has 2 exons.
AUGAAACUAAGGCCAGAAUUUGAGUCUAUUCGCUCCAACCUAAUGCACAGGGAUCCUUUACCAUCUCUUGACGUGUGUUUUGGAGCACUUCUUCGAGAGGAACGUCUUCUUACUCAAUCUUUGCUUCCACAAGAGAAUACUGUCGCAUACGCUGCUCAAGGCAAAGGGAGGGUUCGAGACAUGCGUACAGUUCAGUGCUACAGUUGCAAAGAUUAUGGGCAUAUUGCUGCCCAUUGUGCUAAAAAGUUCUGCAACUACUGUAAACAGAAGGGGCACAUCAUCAAAGAAUGCCCAACACGUCCUCAAAACCGACCCGUGAAUGCUUAUCAUGCUACUGCUACUGGCCACACUUCGGAUGGGGUAACCAACACUCAAAAUCUCGCUCCAGUGUCAUCUUCCACUACUGCUACACCUGCCCUUACACCAGAAAUGGUGCAGCAAAUGAUUGUAUCGACAUUUUCCGCUUUAGGGCUGCAAGGAUCCGGUGUCGGGGAGGACAAUAGCAAAGGGGCCUAAAGUUGGGAGACUGUU